Molecule: messenger RNA, 1630 nt
Organism: Juglans microcarpa x Juglans regia
Lineage: Eukaryota; Viridiplantae; Streptophyta; Magnoliopsida; Fagales; Juglandaceae
Product: nuclear transcription factor Y subunit A-3-like
Exons: 6
Coding region: 343-1365 (340 amino acids)
Biological process (GO): regulation of transcription by RNA polymerase II
Molecular function (GO): DNA-binding transcription factor activity, RNA polymerase II-specific; RNA polymerase II cis-regulatory region sequence-specific DNA binding
Source: RefSeq, a predicted model, not a curated record
AAGUCUGGUUUUUAUUAAAUAUGAUAUAAAAAGAGAUGCAGAAGAAAUAUGGGGGACUGGGAAUGUGGGGGUAGUGGUGGUGGUGGGGAGGUUUAUCUGAGAUUUUUUCAGCGUCUGUUAAUGCAAGAGUUCGUCGUUUUGGAGGAGAUGUAGUCUCGUACUUAGUUCCAAAGCUAAAGCCGAAACCACAGGAGAGAGAGAGAGAGAGAGAGAGAGAGUUAUGUCUGUGUGUUUUGAGGGGUAUGAAGGAUUAAGAGAGACAUGCAUAGUUCCAAGCUAACAACAGCAGCAAUCAUUUCUUGUUUCCCCGCACUUUACCAAACCCAAAAGUAGUGUGAGCCAAUGCAGAACUUGUGUAAGAAAGAAUCUGUUGUAAGUUUUCCCUAUUCUGCAUCCCCAUACUUUCUUGGUAGCCCAUCAUGGGAGAAUUCUGCCGAGUCGCAUGUUGAGCAAUCAUCUAUGUCCAGAAUUCUAAGCAUGAAGAUGGGAGUUUCACCGCAACAUUUUCAUAACACCAAGCAAUUGAAUUUUCAAUUCCAAGAUCAGGAUUCGUCCUCAACUCAAUCAACCGGUGAAUCAUAUCCUGAAGUGGUUAGUAUGGGAGAAAGAAACCCGUGUGUACAAGGCAUAGUUUCACCACAAUCAGGGAAGCCUGUUGGGGGUGUCAUCAAAUCUGUCUCACCAAUUGGUACUCAGGAUUUUGUCUUCUCACCUUCACAGCUUGAUUAUAGCCAAUCAAUUGCUCACAUUCCAUUCCAUUAUGCAGAUCCGUAUUUUGGCGGUUUACUGGCUGCUGCUUAUGGACAACAGUCUAUUAUUCAUCCUUCCCAAAUGAUAGGGGUGGCACCUACACGAGUGCCCCUACCUCUUGAUCUUAUAGAUGAUGAACCCAUUUAUGUCAAUGCAAAACAAUACCAUGCAAUUCUCAGACGGAGACAGUAUCGAGCCAGGCUUGAAGCUCAGAACAAAGUCAUCAAAGAUCGGAAGCCAUAUCUUCAUGAAUCUCGUCAUCUUCAUGCAUUGAAGAGGGCUAGGGGAUCUGGUGGACGCUUUCUUAACACAAAGGAGCUCCAAGAAUCCAAGCAAAUUCCAAUGAGCAAUGGGCUAGAUGUCUCAGGCUCUGCUCAGCCACUUUUGACUAGAGAUAUGGCAGAAUCUGAAGUUCAUCUGCCAGAGAACUAUAGAGACAGAGCACCCACCACCUCUUGCUCUGAUGUGACUAGUGCCUCCAACAGUGACGACAUCUUCCAGCAGCCAGAAUUCAGGUUCUCUGGCUACCCUUCUUCCUUUGGCAAGACUAUGCAAGUUCACUUGGUUGAUAUGCAUGAUGGUGGUGGUGGUGGUGGUGAGCAUCACCUCCGUUGAGAGAUGUUGCCAACCACACUCAUUCGGCAGUUUGUGUUCCAUUUUUGGAGAAGGUAGCUGCUGGAGUUCUGAAGGGAAGUCAUCCUUGGCUCUUUUGCUAUUUACAAUUUCACUUCUUUGUCACCGUAGCUUGUCAAAAACAAAGUGUAGACUGUUACUGGCUAUACACUCUUUUGGCAUUUGGGCAUAAACUAGCAUCUCAAGAACUACUACAUGUCAAGUCGGUGAUCAUUGACAAUAUCGUAAUUGCUCCUUUUGUUCAUGA